Bufo gargarizans (Asiatic toad) is the source of this 2253-nucleotide messenger RNA. RefSeq lists its product as uncharacterized. Gene Ontology annotation, biological process: proteolysis. The transcript is spliced from 2 exons. Gene Ontology annotation, molecular function: zinc ion binding; nucleic acid binding; aspartic-type endopeptidase activity. Bases 164 to 1786 code for a protein of 540 amino acids. The record is from RefSeq and is a predicted model, not a curated record. NCBI's taxonomy places the organism in Eukaryota, Metazoa, Chordata, Amphibia, Anura, Bufonidae.
AUUAUUGGACUAUUUUGCCUGCUGGAAUUACUACUCUAUGGAUUUAUGAUACUUGUUCCUGAGCCUCACUGGGAUCUUAGGUGGAGAUUGGCUGUGGAAUAUCAGCUCUCCGCUACAUUGGUUGGCAGCGCUGGGAUCCAGACUCACAGAGGAACAAGGAUUAAUGGAGAUUGAUUACUCCACUUUAAAACGAUCCACACUUAAAGAUCUUCUGGAAGCAAGAGGUAUUUCAGCCAGCAACAAAACAAAGGCAACACUUAUCUCUGAAAUAAUGGCAGAAAUCCGAACAGAGGAUGAUUCGGUCACUGCACAGAGGGACGAGACAGACGGAACAGAGCAAGCAGAGUUCCAAAGGCACCUCUUAUUCAGAUUGUCAUUUUAUGGGGAGAACCCACCAGUGGAAAUUAUCUCCAAGACAAUGACAGAGGUUCAAGAAUUUAUAACGCGGCAAAGGAGACCACAAACACCAAGCCCAGCAGUGUCUAUGGUGCAAGAGGGUAAGCCAAAAAUUCCAUACCAGGCAUUUAAAAUGUAUGUAGAAGCGGAGGAAGAUAUAGAUGCAUUCCUCCAAGACUUUGAAAGACUAUGCACGUUACAUAAAAUACAUAUGGAAGAUUGGGUACCCAUCUUAGCAGGACGGUUAACUGGGAGGGCAGCUGAAGCCUACCGUACGAUACCAGAUACGGAAAUUAGGAAUUACAGCCGUGUCAAAGAGGUUAUCCUGGCCCGAUAUGCUAUGACACCAGAGGCAUACCGGAGACGGUUCAGGGAAUUGAAAAAAGCUGAAAAAGACUUGCAUGCAGAAUGGGCUUGCCGUUUACAAAGGGCAGCCCUCGGAUGGGUACAGGCGAACCAGGCACAGUCCAUGGAGGACCUAUUACAAAUGCUGCUGCUAGAACAGUUCUAUGAUGGGAUACCCGCAGACCUGCAGGAAUGGGUGAGAGACCGUAACCCCACGUCUAUCACAGAAGCAGCUAAAAAGGCCGAUGACUAUAUGGAUGCCCGCAGGCAGCACAAGCUUGUGGGUGUUAAACCAGCUGUGCGACCUCUAGGGGGAAACCAAUUUUCAGCUAGCACCAACACACCACUGAGACCGCUACCCCCACCAGCUCCUACAGCGGCUCAACCGAGGUUUCGCCCACCCUCCUCUGUGCAAUGCCACCAGUGCCAGAGGUGGGGACACUACAAGCGGAAAUGCCUGGAGCUUAGAGACCGAUCCACCUCGAUUCGACCAGGACCACCACCGAGAGCAGCAGCACACCACUAUCAGGAGGAGACACCCACCGCUUAUGGCUCUGCAGUUCCAGUCACCACUAUAGAACAGUGGGAAGUACUCCACGAAGCCAACCCACUACAAGCACAGGCGGAUAAUCGGCAGCACCACAGGCAAACAGUAUACCUGGAGGGGAAACCUUUGCAGGGACUCAGAGAUUCGGGAGCAACCAUAACCUUGGUCCAAAGCCACUUGGUCGCGGACAAAGCUAAAACCAAUAAGACUGUGGCUGUCAGGGUUGCUGGGGGAGCCGUAUAUCGGCUGAAUACAGCAAGGGUUCAUUUGCAUUGGGGUGCGGGGUCAGGGACUGUGGAGGUGGGGUUGAUGCCCCAAUUACCCGCAGAGGUGAUACUGGGAAAUGACCUGGGAAAGCUCACAUCUGCAUUUGAGCCACAAACCACAACCACUGAGGAAGCACAUCCAGUGGUCACCAGGCAACAGGCCCGCACCCAGGACUACAACACACUGCCGGAGGUCCAGACGCUUCUAUGUUUGGAUUGGGGGCAGUGCUGAGCCAAGUUGGGGCCGAUGGCGGAGAACACCCCGUGGCUUACAUCAGUCGCAAACUGUUACCCAGAGAAGUAAGCUACGCCGCCAUCGAGAAGGAAUGCCUGGCUGUGGUGUGGGCCCUAAAGAAGUUACAGCCGUAUUUAUAUGGACAGGCUUUUUCCCUGCUCACGGAUCACAACCUGUUAGUAUGGCUGAACCGGGUGGCUGGGGACAAUGCCAGGCUGCUGCGCUGGAGUUUGGCGCUGCAGCCUUUUGACUUUAAUAUUCAGUACCGCCCGGGCAAACAAAAUGGAAACGCUGACGGGUUGUCGAGACAAACUGAUUUGGAGAAAUGAUCCGUGAGCACCCCGGACAUCCCCAAGCCGAUCCGUGCUGGAUCAGACUGUGUAUGCCGGCUUGUGGGCAAGGGGGAGCAGUGUAGCGGAUUGUAUUUAGCCUGGCCUGUUUGGAUCAUGUAGGACGACAUUCGG